GGCGCUAUUGCCAGUAAAAAUUAUCCAUCCAAUUACGAUAAUUUAUUAGAUUGUAAUAUGACAAUUCAACUUCCAUCGAAUUACAAAAUAAAUUUAACAUGGCAAGAUUUUGCUAUCGAAGAUGAUUAUCAAUGUGGAUUCGAUAGUCUGACUAUAUAUGAUGUUGUUGGUCAUAGUAAUCAGACAAAAUUGGGCAGAUUUUGCGAACGAACACCCCCUCCAAAUGCAAUAGCAUCAACAGAAAAUACUCUUAUCUUACAGUUUCAUACCGAUGAAAGUGAAACCAGAAAAGGUUUUCUAGCAAAUUAU
Trichoplax adhaerens is the source of this 309-nucleotide messenger RNA. RefSeq lists its product as uncharacterized. The transcript has a single exon. Lineage: Eukaryota; Metazoa; Placozoa; Uniplacotomia; Trichoplacea; Trichoplacidae. The annotation marks the transcript as partial. The record is from RefSeq and is a predicted model, not a curated record.